CCUCUGAGACACUGUGCAGAUAGAUAUCCCCGCGCUCGUGUCCAUCUCUGGUGCUGAACAGAAGCUAAUCGGCUUUGGUUUAGUUGCAAAAGAGAAACAUACUUUGUGCCUGUCCUGCACAGACAUAUUAAAGUAAUGGGUCUUGCAAAGGAAAUAAGCACUCAAUUUUCUCGAUCGCAUACUAAGGAUAGUGGGGCGUCAUAAAUGCACGCAGCGUCAAUGGAAGUCGAUGCAGUUUUAGGAGCUGGAGAAUGUUGAAAACCUGUCGUAACUCGAAUGGAUUUUUGAUUUAACAGGUCUUUGAAGAGUUAUAUAAUUUUUGUGCCUGUUAUCUUUAAAUGUCAGUCCUUUUCUUGUUAUUAUCGUUAACGGGGAACUGCCGAACUGAUAGGCUUUCUUACGCAUCUAGAACAAACCCUGCGCGCAGAGAGCACAGACUUGCAGAUAGUGUUGCGAACCGGGCGUCUGCCGUACCUGAUCGGUAUGGAUGUGUCCAAUCUUUGGGAAAUUGUGCAGCGAAAACGUGCCAUGGAAUAAUGUGGGAAUACAUCAGAAAUGGACCAAGAGAAUGUGAUUCACCCAUUUGUGGUUAGACGUCUGAUAUCAAAGGUCAAAAAGUGAACUGUUUCUCACAAGAGGAGAAGGAUUCCCCUCCCCACUAGUAGAGCAUCCCGAAGAAGUCAUCCAUCCAAGUCAUUCAUCUGUAGCUGUUAGGAACACUGCGAGGGCCCAUGUCAUGAUGAAGCCGGGGGUUCCACAGAGGCUGCUGAAGAAGAAGAAUGAGCUCCGGAAGAUUCUGAGGAAAUCUGUGUCUUUUUAAACGCGGUCUGUCAUUGGCUCCCCAUCCAUUAGUGGGAGGUGCUUAGGCAGUGAUUGACAGGCCUCAUCCUGUGUGGGAACCUAUGGCAGAGCAGCAGCACAAUACAGGUUCCUCUGUGUGACUCCACCAUGGGCCACGUGCUGUGGGCGCUGCUGGUCCUGGGAGUGGUGGUGGUGACGACGGCUCAAGCCUGCCCCAAGUACUGCGUGUGCCAGAACCUGUCCGAGUCCCUGGGCACCCUGUGCCCGGCCAAAGGCCUGCUGUUCGUGCCGCCCGACAUCGACCGCCGCACCGUUGAGCUCCGUCUGGGCGGCAACUACAUCCUGCGUAUCACCCAGCAGGACUUUGCCAACAUGAGCGACUUGGUGGACCUGACGCUCUCGCGUAACACCAUUGGCUACAUCCAGCCCUUCUCCUUCGGGGACCUGGAGACUCUGCGCUCGCUGCACAUGGACAACAACCGGCUGACCGAGCUGGGCCCGGAUGACCUGAGGGGACUGGUCAACCUACAGCACCUCAUCCUCAACAACAACCAGCUGGGCCGCAUCUCCGACAAGGCCUUCGAGGACCUGGCCCCUUCACUGGAGGAUCUUGACCUGUCCUACAACAACCUGAGAGGGCUCCCCUGGGACACUAUCCGGCAGAUGGUCAACCUGCACCAGCUCAGCUUGGACCACAACCUUCUGGACUACAUCCCCGAGGGGACGUUCGUGGACCUGGAGCGCCUGGCCCGCCUAGACCUGACGUCCAACCGUCUCCAGAAGCUCCCGCCGGACCCCAUCUUUGCGCGGGCGCAGGACCUGGCGCUGUCCACCACGCCGUUCGCGCCGCAGCUCUCCCUGAGCAUCGGCGGCAACCCGCUGCACUGCAACUGCGAGCUGCUGUGGUUCCGGCGGCUGGAGCGCGACGACGACCUGGAGACGUGCGCUUCGCCUCCCGGCCUCAAGGGGCGCUACUUCUGGAACGUGCGCGAGGAGGAGUUCCAGUGCGAGCAGCCGCUCAUCACGCAGCACACGCACCGCAUGCUCGUCCUCGAGGGCCAGACGGCCAGCCUGCGCUGCGAGGCGGUCGGCGACCCCACGCCCACCAUCCACUGGAUCGCGCCAGACGAGCGUCUCCUCGGCAACUCGUCCCGCACUGUCCUUUACGCCAACGGCACGCUGGACAUCACCAUCACCACCUCCAAGGACUACGGUACGUUCACCUGCAUCGCCGCCAACGUGGCCGGCGAGUCCACCGCCACCGUCGAGCUGUCCAUCAUCCAGCUGCCGCACAUCAGCAACGGCACGGGACCGGCUGUCCAGCCCAAGUCCAGGCUCUCGGACAUCACAGGCACGACCAGGACCAGCAAAGGCGCACCGAAGCCCCAGCCCGAGCGAGCCGUGUCCAUCUCGGACGUGACUGCCACGUCCGCGCUGGUCCGCUGGUCGGUCAGCAAAGCCACUCCCAAGGUGAAGAUGUACCAGCUCCAGUACAACUGCUCCGAUGAUGAAGUCCUCAUCUACAGGAUGAUACCCGCCUCCAGCAAGGCCUUCCAUGUCACCAACCUGGUGUCGGGCACCAAGUACGACCUGUGCGUGCUGGCAGCCUGGGACGACACGGCCACCACGCUGACUGCCACCAACGUGGUGGGCUGCGUCCAGUUCUUCACGCGCGACGACUACCCCCAGUGCCAGUCGUUGCACAGCCAGCUGCUGGGCGGCACCAUGAUCCUGGUGGUGGGCGGCGUGAUCGUGGCCACACUCCUCGUCUUCAUCGUCAUCCUCAUGGUGCGCUACAAGGUGGGCGACAACGGCGAGCCACCGGCCAGCAAACUGACCAACGUGAGCGACACUUACUCGCAGACCAACGGCGGGCGGCUGGGCCAGAACGGCAUGCCCAUGCCGCCGCUGCGGCCCUCGUUGUCGGUGUCAGUGGGCUCGGCAGGGUCGGCGAUGGCCAAGCCCAAGGUGACCAUGCGCGACGAGGUGGUGGAGUUCAAGUGCGGCUCGCUCCAGAGCAGCCUCACCUCCUCGGACUCGUCGGACUCUGACUCGCUGGACGGGGACGGCGGAGGUGGGCGGAGAGGGGCAGGAGGAGGAAGAGAUGGCUCCUAUAGCCCCAACUCCGCACUGGCCAGUAUCUGGCGGUCAGCAACCCCCAAGCCCCGCACCAACCUGGACCAGCUCCUGGGCGCCUUCAACUCGCUGGACCUGCGGAGCCAAGCGGGCGGGGCCUCGGGCGGCUCGGCGAGCGGGCUGGGCCGGGGGCUGAGCGGCGUUGGCGGGGCAGGGGGCGCCGGCGGCCCGUCCACGUCCUCCUCGUCGGCCGCCGCGCCGCCGACCGACAAGGAGCCGCUGCUGGGCCGGACUCUGGACUCGCGGCUGAGCCGGCUGCUCAUGCUGCCGCUGGACGCGCGGCCAAAGCGCAGCCACUCCUUCGACAUGGGCGACUUUGCGGCCUCCACCGGUCAGCAGCUGUGCAGCUACCCGCGCCGCAUCAGCAGCAUCUGGACUAAGCGGAGCCUGUCCGUCAACGGCAUGCUGCUCCAGUGUGACGAGGAGCUGGACACGGGCGGCAGCAAGGGCACCAUAGACAGCGGCUCCGACUGGGUCAUGGAGAGUACUGUGUAAAGACAGAGAGAUAUAUAAAAAAACGACAGAGAGAAGACAAAGAGAAACAGAGAGAGAGAGAGAGAGAGGGAGGGAGAGAGAGAGAGGGAGAGAAAGAGGGAGAGGGAGAGUGAAUGAGAGACAAUCUUGAGAUUAUAUGUAAGUAAAUAUAGAGUAUAUGGAUACACUAAAGAUAUAUGGAUUAAGCGAAAGCAAUGCAGUUGGACCCAAGGAACACUGGGAACACUGGGAUGUGGUGUUUCUGCGUGUGUGUCUCUCUCUCACACACCUGGUUCUGCAUGAAGCUCAUCUGUGUUCAGUAUUGGUUAUGUUUUGUUUCUCCAGUGUUGUGACAAAAACAAACAAACAAACAAACAAACAAAAAAAUGACAUUCAUGAUACGCCUUUACAGUUUCGGGACUGAACGUUUGAAGGAUCAGGUUGGUAGGAGAGUGGAUUUCCUAUGUGUGCCAGCUGUGUGUUUUUAAUGUGUAUAAGUGAAUAAUCUGCUUAUGACUAUAUGAGUGUGUGUGUGUGUGUGUGUGUGUGUGUGUGUGUGUGUGUGUGUGUGU
Alosa sapidissima (American shad) is the source of this 3983-nucleotide messenger RNA. RefSeq names its product leucine rich repeat and fibronectin type III domain containing 2b (gene lrfn2b). Gene Ontology annotation, molecular function: protein binding. The record is from RefSeq and is a predicted model, not a curated record. Lineage: Eukaryota; Metazoa; Chordata; Actinopteri; Clupeiformes; Clupeidae. The transcript has 6 exons. Gene Ontology annotation, cellular component: postsynaptic density membrane; cell surface. Bases 949 to 3432 code for a protein of 827 amino acids.